CAAAGAAUUAAGUGGUGACAAUGACACUGAAAAAACUGGCCUGUUGCAAAAAUCUGUGGAAGAGAAGGAACCAGAGCACAAGAUAAGUAAAACUUUGUCUGCGCUAUUCGGUACCCUGCAGGGUGAGGGGCUUCACAGUGUCAAACUGGGGGCCAGCAGGACAGCUGCUGGAGCUGUCGUGUGGAGUGGGGUGUUUGCGGGGUCUGGGCACAAGCAGGCUCGCAGAACGAGGCCGCCGUGUAACUCCACUGUUUCUUCAGUGAGUGAGUCCCUAGCUAGGUAUGACAAUUUGGAUGAGCCUGACAGGAAUUCAGAUACUGCUGUUGUUGAGCAGUCUGGUGGCAGUGUUUGCACUCCUCCGUGUGUGAGUGCUGAAAGGACACGGGCUUUCUCUGAAGGGGACAAGUGUCUUUCAUAUGCCCUGGGGCCUUCUGACCAGGGAAUGCAGGAAGAAGCCCCUGGAAAUAACCCUCUGUGCCACCACCCCGUCACUUGUAAAAGCUCUGUAAUAGAGGGAGAGUUACUGGUAAAUGUUCACAUCAGUUGUGGUCAUGAGAAUAAUGCUCCUGGUACGUCUGGUAGGGAGCCGAAGGGUAUGGAUCACAAACGACAAUGGAAUUCAAUAGAGAGCAAGUUUUACAGUAUUUGUGUUGUAGAUCCUGGCGGCCCAGACAUACAAGAUGAGCCGUGUGUUCAUGUGUGUGGAGCAGCUGCUGCUGAAAAGAGUCUCUCAGCUGUCACAUCUGAGAGGACUUGCAGAGGGACCUGGCCUCCAGACAACGCUGCCCAAGGGCCGUGGGAAGAGCUGUCCCCACGUGGCCAGCCGGGUCUAAGGGAAGUGAAGGAAGUCUCUAAUGAGCAAACUAAGCCUAGUUCUGAACUUUUGACUGGCAGUGACCCACCCUCUAAAGUAAACACUGGUGGCAGGCAGGCUGAGUCUUUCAGGGCAAACACUUAUACUAAGCUCCCUAAAGAUUACCCAGAAAGGACUAUAUUACAUAAUGUUGGCAGAAUACCUGAAUCAAAUACUAACAUAGACACUGACUCACUAGAAUGCGUGUGUGCCAUCCCUAGAGGAGAGAGCCACAGCUCAGCAGUAAGUCCCAUGGGUGACCCACGUGUUAAUGUAACUAAUGACAUUGCCAGUGUUGAACAAAAUGGUGACUUGGGUGUUGUAAACAUUAGUGUAGAUCAGAGCUUAAACUCUAAAAAGGCAGGAGACAGGAACUCUGUAAAACCUCUGACAGACAACAGUUGUUCCAGUUUAGAUGUUAGCGGAUCAGACAGGAAUCUCCCUUCCCUGAGUCUAGGUGGAAUGAAUUUAAGCUCGGAAAGGUGUAGCACAUCAGUGCACUUUGGAAGUGCGUGUCUUCCUGUUGGUGCUAAUUUCCAAGAAACAGUCUUUCACAGAUGUGAUAACCCCAGACCUGAGCACCUGGGGCCAAUGGUGACGGCUGGGCAGUAUGGUGGCGACCGCAGCCUGGGAACUGGGAGCAAAGGAGAUAUGUGUCUGCAACCUGAAAAUCGUUUGUCUUAUCAAGAUGAGGCUGAAAUGAGUGUUUCUGAAGAUGAAUGUUGUGGUAGAAGGGCUUUGGAAAGGAGGUGGUUGAGUCAGGUAGGCCUGUGGGCAGAUACUGGGGCCCGCAAGGCUCCAGCCCAGGCCUGUGACUUAACUCGUGCAGUGCAAGAAGCACCCAUGGAAGGUGUGAUACAGAGGACACACCCCCAGAGCCCCGGAGGCUCACAGGAAGUGGCCCAGAAUAGCCCCUCAGGUGUUCAGAGUAACUUUAUGUCCUCUGCAUUUCUUCUCACCUGCACCGAAGCAGAAGAGAGUGAAGUAGGCCCGACUCUUGAAACAGAAGGUAAACUAUGUGAGAAGAGUUCUGGGGGUGACCCUCACAGAUUAGAAAAUGCUGAAGAAGAUUCACUACAGGCUAAUCACAGAGAGGCAAGUAAAAACGACACAGAGAGUGUCACGUCAGACUCCAAAACAGUCUUUGAAUGGGAAGCAAAUAUGCUAACAUGUAAGGCAUUGCACGGUCAGGACCUACUGGCUUGUGUCAGUUCUAGUAUAACAAAAAACGCUGCUUUGGAAACAGAUCAAGUAGAACAAAAUGAUGACAGCCGUGGAGAGAACGACUGCAGACAGGCGGAGCUACCCCUUGUACGACCUGUGAGUUCAGUUGCACUGGCGGGUGCUGGAGAGACAUGCUCUCUUUGUGGUGGUGGCGGUGGCCAUGGAGGCCAUUCAGGACAGGAGCAGGUCUACGCACGCCCAAGGGAGGUCUCAGAUGCUGUAGGUCAUGGGGCUGCCGUGGGGCGCAAGGAGAAAGAGGGGCUUCCCUGGGGGAAAGACAACAGUGAAUCCAGUGGCAGCGACUAUGGAGGUCCGUGUGGGACAAGCAGACAAGCACACUGCUUCAAACAAAGAAAUGCCACAGCCACAGUUAAAGAACCCACAUUAAACCAUGGUGAAGUGGGUUUUGUGGGAAGUUCAAGGGUGAAUGGUGGAAAAAUGGAGUUAGGUGACACUCUUGCAGGGUAUUCCUGCUUGGAUCGUGCCCGAGUGGACAGACACACAGCUGCUCCUCAGGAUGUGCUGCACGCACUUCUCGUCAUUCCACCUGACAGCAAGGAAACAGAAGUGCCAAGUAGCGAGGACCAGGUUUUAUCGCUCUCAGAAGACAGUAUAAAUAGAUAUGAAGACCCUUUACAGGACCCUCUGCAGGGCUUCCCAGAGGAAUUGGACUCCCAGUGUGUGAGUGAACUUUCCUGCUACUUGGUGGGAGGGGUGGCCAGUCACCUGUUGUCUGAACGACUGGCAGAUGGUUGUGGAUAUCCGGUGGGCUGUCUGUGGGCGAACGCAGAUGCACUGGGAGACAGACCCACACUUGGUGGGGACCUACACAGUCAGCCACAGGACCUCGCAAUGGCAUCAUUUUGGAUGGGAAAGCCCCCUCCUCAGUUACCAAUGGCUGAAGGUGGAGUUAUUUGGGGAUGGCAAAAUGGAGGUACACAGUUAGUACCAGCAGCCAAGGUUUCAGAGCUAAACCCCAAUGCAAAAGUAUGGGGGACACCUGUGUUACAUUUGGAGGCAGGUAGUACAGCGGACGGCGGUGUGAGCGCCACCUGGGAGAACACGCCCAGCCAUCGCCCUGACUGCGGCCAGGGAGAAUUGAAUGCCAAUGGCGAUGGUGACAGAAGUCAUGAGGAUGCAGCACUGUCAGAGUUACAGGAGUCAGACCAGACAGCCAUGAACACCGUGGCUCUGGACCACUCGGAGUACGAAUGUCCACCUGAAAGCAGCGAUGCGGGAGGAAAUGAAUCUCAGCCAGAAAUCCAGGAAGACCCCCGAGAAGUACUUAAAAAAACAUUGGAAUUCUGUUUAUCCAGGGAGAACCUUGCUAGUGACAUGUACCUUAUAUCGCAGAUGGACAGUGAUCAGUACGUGCCAAUCACCACUGUGGCUAACCUGGACCACAUCAAGAAGCUCAGCACCGACCUGGACUUGAUUGUCGAAGUGCUGAGAUCUUUACCUUUAGUCCAAGUGGAUGAGAAAGGAGAAAAAGUAAGGCCAAAUCAAAACCGUUGCAUAGUGAUACUCCGCGAGAUUCCAGAAUCCACGCCAGUAGAAGAAGUAGAAGCACUAUUUAAAGGAGAUAAUUUACCGAAAUUUAUAAACUGUGAAUUUGCCUAUAAUGAUAAUUGGUUUAUUACAUUUGAAACAGAAGCUGAUGCACAACAGGCUUACAAAUAUCUGCGAGAAGAAGUAAAAACUUUUCAAGGAAAACCAAUUAAGGCACGGAUAAAAGCAAAGGCAAUAGCUAUAAACACAUUUCUGCCAAAGAAUGGAUUUAGGCCCCUGGACAUGAGCCUUUACACACAGCACCGCUACACGGCGUCCUUUUACUUACCUCCCGUCUACAGCCCUCAGCAGCACUUCCCUCUGUACAGCCUGGUUGCCCCCCAGACCUGGUCAGCAACACACAGCUAUCUCGACCCGCCCUUGGUGACUCCAUUUCCAAAUGCUGGAUUUAUAAAUGGGUUCACAUCUCCAACCUUCAAACCCGCAACAUCUCCUCUGACUUCACUCAGACAGUACCCUCCAAGAAGCAGAAAUCCUGGUAAAUCCCACCUGCGCCAUGCCAUUCCCAGUGCGGACAGAGGGCCUGGGCUGUUAGAAAGCCCUUCCAUAUUUAACUUCACUGCGGAUCGCUUGAUGAACGGUGUCCGGAGCCCACAAACGAGGCAGACAGGCCAACCCAGGGCCCGUGUACAGAAUUCUCCGUCCUAUGCCAAGAGAGACGCUGGGGUCCCGCGGGUGGAGCAGGGCAGCCUCGAGUCCUCCCCCGGCUUAGGCAGAGGCAGGAAAAAUUCAUUUGGUUACCGGAAGAAAAGGGAGGAGAAGUUUACAAGGAGUCAGACUCAGUCUCCGACGCCACCAAAGCCUCCAUCCCCGAGCUUCGAGUUGGGGCUCUCCAACUUUCCCCCGCUGCCUGGGGCAGCGGGCCUCUUGAAGGCCGACGACUUGUUUGAGAACAGGCUGUCUAGCUUGCUAGUAGGCUCGUCAAAAGAAAGGAGCCUCAGCACGGAUGCUGGCGUGAGCACUCUUCCCUCAGUGACCCCCAGGGAGCCUCCAGGACCGGCCCCCUGCACCCUGUCGGCUGCCCAUGAGCGUGCCCCUUCCCCUGCCCACCUGCCUGAGGACCCCAAGGUGGUGGAGAAGCCGAGGGAAGCUCCGAGUGCAGACAGACUCCCUUCCGCCCCGACUACCACCGCGAGUAAAUCGGUGCAGGUGAAUGGUGUCACUCCGGAACUGCGAAAACCCAGCUAUGCGGAGAUUUGCCAGAGGACCAGUAGAGAACCUCCAUCUUCCCCAUUGCAGCCCCCAAAAGAACAAAAGCCAAACGCUGUCGGUUGUGGGAAGGGAGAGAAGCAGCUCGCCGAGAAAGAGCCCCCCGCCCCCAAGGCCAGCCCGGGGCCACCCAGAGACCAGAGGAGGCCGCUGGGCCCAGCCGUGGGGAAGCGUCUGCACAGAGAACAGAGCACGCCGCCCAGGUCCCCGCAGUGAGCGCCCAGGUCUGGGAGCUGCGAGGAGCUGAGGUCGUCACAACUGAGCACUGUCCCACUCGGCACCGAGAAUGAGCCGCUGGUUAGGAGCUUGCAGUGUAGACGAGGCUGUGAGAUGCCUGCAAGUCACUUCUUCUAUGAGUCGGAUUCCCCCCCCCCUUGGAAAAAAAUCUAUUUUUCAGGAUUUAAUUAAUAUAAACCUUAUUUUAGGUUGGUGCUUUUAACUGGAGGUGAUGCAUAAGUCUGAUUUUUUUUCAGGAUAGAAAAUGCAUUUAUCCUGACAAAUUGAUAUUUUUUAUUAUGCCUCCAUGUGGUUAUGAAUGCAAGCUAUAAAUAGUGAGUUUUUCUAAAUUAAGCGGAAGUGUGCUACUUCAUUUUUUAAAAUAACUGGUUAGCAAGUGCAUAUCUCUAAGGAUGUCCAGACCGACGGGCGAGGCUGAGGAUAGUAGGUUGAGGGCAUGAGGUGAUGCUGUAGGGUGUAGCCUGGAGGAGGGACAGGUCAGAAUCAGGCACACACUGGCCCAGGACGUGUACUGUCAUUCAGAAUCACAGCAAGUGACGGGAGCUUUUUGUAAAGAGCGCAGCCGCCUUUGAUCUACUGGGCAGAGAGCCCCGCGAGAGCCUGAAACCUUGUUUUGAUGCACUGCAAGCGAGUAACCAGCUCCUCACUCCAGUCUCAAGUGGCUAUUAUGUAAGAUAAAUUCAAAGCACAUUGUGAAUAGAACUUAAAUGAGAACAUAAACUGUGUUGUCCACUGACAUGUGACCGCAAAAUUGUACCCUGGUGUUGUCUUGCUCCGUGAGCUGGCGGGAAAGCUGGGGUCCUGCCCCGCUCCUGCGUCUCCCCUGUGUUAGCCGGCUCCCAUGGGCGCCUUCCCGAAACUCUGCGCUCUGCGUCGGCAGUAGAGCGGAGCGGACACCCCGACCUUGGGAGAAUGAUUUGGGUGCCCUGUGGUGGGGGGGGAUGAGAAUUCCCACUCCUUACCUCCAAGACCAGGGUCUCGGCGGCCCCUCCUGGAAGUGCUGCACUCUGAACUCGCCUGCACUAAAGCUAGCGGUUUGUGAUAAAGGUAAAUAUAAAUUAUUUUCUUUUAAAAUGCCUAAAUUUCUCCUUUGAGUGUAAUAAGCAGCAGCCAUUAAAAUAAGGAUAUUUCCUGCUACAUGUAACCAUACAGUUUAUUCCACAAAAUGUUAUUUAACAAGACUGAGGGUUUUUUUAAAAAAUUUAUUUCCAUCCAAUAUUUAAAGACUUGAAUUUUAUUUAAACUUGAAAAUGACUUUGCCUUAACUUUUGUAUAAGACAGCGUAGAGUUCUGGAGACCGGCCCUGGGUUGGCGUGAGUGGGUCACAGUUCCUCGGGCGCCCGAGAACUAGCAGCGUGCUUGCAGUACAGCUGACGAUCUCACACAGCUGAUCUUUUCUCAGAUUGUUGGAAAUCCUGGGAUGCAGAUGGUCGAUGCUGUUAAAUGUGUGCACUUGGGAGAGUGUGCUUCGCUUGUACAGUUGUAAAUACUGAGAACAUAUUAAAGGUACCCUAAAGAGAAAAUCUGAUAAAAAUUAUCGAUAUAUUAUAAAUGUUGCUAUUGACCUGAAUGUAGAUAAACUAAAUGUUGUGGUUUGAAUAUCAUUUUAAUUUGUUGGGGUUUUUUUUCCCUUUUAAACUGGUGUGUUGAACUGAUUCUGCCUCUUUGCCGCUGCAAAGGGGGACAGUCUCGUGAAAGCCUCCUAUGUGUUCACGCUCUUCCUUCAAGUAUGUAAAUAUGUGCUAAUCAGAGCUGGUGUGAGGGGUGCUUGGAAUAUAGUGGAAGGCAGGAACUGGCAGGAUCCUCAGGGGAAGUGAGAAAUAACCUACUACUGAAAGUCACCCUGCGGGGAGGGCUCGCCCCAGCGCAGCCUUGUGCUCACCUCCAAGUGCACAUAGCGCUACGGUCCGUAAAAGCUUGCGAAAGGAGUGUGCGCGUGGAGACAGCUGACAAAAAGCAGAAACAAGCGCCUCUCGCACCCAAACUAGCGAGCACUGUAAAGAGUGGGAGAGAUGCGCUCUGAGUCUAGGAGCUCCUUAGGGCCGCAGCCUUUGCUGGUGGGGGGAGUGGACAGAGUCUCCGCUGUCACCCUGAACCACUGAAGGACAAAGCUCUUUCCCUCAGGCGGGGGCAUGCUGGGCAGCUGGAGCUCCCGCUGCAGUUGCAGGUGGAACCAGGUGGUUCCUGAUGGCUCCUGCAGCCCCAGCCUGGCAUCCAGAACCUUGCCCUGGCGUGAGUUUUACAGUGUCCUUUUUAAUUAAGCAAAGGGGAUAUGCCAAAUAGCUGUAUAAUGUCCAAAAAACCACCUUUCUGAUACUACUUUGAGAUUUUCCAUUCACAGAAAAGAAUGGGAGUUGGCACAACAGGAAGCGGUGACACAGAUGGCAGCUCUGUCACACGCAGCAGUAGUAUGUGGCUUUUGUACAUUUUUUUAAAUGUCACUCUUUCCUUUCCCCCAGCAGUCCUUCGAGGUGUAGAAUCAGAUACAGCAGUCACAAAUGCCAUUUUAACAUGUACAACUGUGUGACGAUGCUUACUGUUUGGAAAUGUAGGAAUCUGGCCCCGUUUCUCCAGACAUGAGUUGCAGGUAGCAUAGUUGCUUUUUAAGACUUAGUGUCAUGAUGUUUGUGAUCAGGCCCUCCUAUAGUCGCAUCGCUGGCUGCCACCAGCUGUAGUCCGUUUGUCCCGAGGCCGGCAGCUGAGGAAGGUGUGAGCUGUGGGCAGGGUCACAGAGCAGCAGACAAUCGAAGACUGAGGGAGAGGGAGAGCUGGCAGCUGCCAGUUCACAGCACGGGGUGUGGCGUGCACGCUUUCUCGAGGGCUGUUGUUUCUGUUCUGUUCUUUUCAUUAAGACUGGAAUCAAACUUAUGUGUAAACUAUUGGUAAUUUAAGUUUCCUUUUGUGUCAUUCAGUGUAAAACUGUCAAAUUUGGAAAAAAUGUAGGUUAUGAAAAAUAAAGAUUUAGGCACUGUUCA
This is a messenger RNA of Hipposideros armiger (great roundleaf bat), 8067 nucleotides long. It is a transcript of the gene LARP4B, whose product is annotated as La ribonucleoprotein 4B. Gene Ontology annotation, biological process: positive regulation of translation. Gene Ontology annotation, molecular function: mRNA 3'-UTR binding. The coding region runs from base 443 to 5071 and encodes 1542 amino acids. Gene Ontology annotation, cellular component: cytosol; cytoplasmic stress granule. The record is from RefSeq and is a predicted model, not a curated record. The transcript is spliced from 16 exons. NCBI's taxonomy places the organism in Eukaryota, Metazoa, Chordata, Mammalia, Chiroptera, Hipposideridae.